GGUGGCAGCAGAAAAGUCGAUCAGCUGUUUUUCGAAAAUUUUUUUUUCCAAAUUCAUUUGAAUUGUCCACUUGUUUCACUUGUUUCUUUUUCUCAAUUUUUAAUUGUUCUCUCACUUUCUACUUGUGCCAAUAAUUUUUAUUCUCUAUUGCCAUGGAUCCUUUGAGCUUUAACAACAGUGGCAACAGUAACUUACAGAGUAAUUUUAUUCCAAACGAGAUGAACCUUUCCCUUGGUGGUAAUCAACAAUUUCAGCAAAAUUUUCUGACCGGUGGUCCACCGACCCUUGUUGUUAUCCCAAGUAAUAUCCCUUUGUAUCCUGGUUAUCAAACUAUGGGUGGAAAUAGUUCAACAACCAAUGGUGGCAAUGGUAAUGGAGGUAAUGGUGGACAAUCAACAUCUAAAUAUAACCAAUUGUUAACGGUGAUUGAUGAAAUGUCGAAAGAUGUUAGGCCAAUUUACUCUGGAUCAAAAACAUCCACUGAUCGAUUUAAACGAGGUCUAAUUCAUGCAAGAGUUUUAAUUAGAGAAUGUAUUCUUGAAAUGGAAAGAGGAGGAGGAGGAGAGAGAAGUGGAGGAUCUCACUAAUUAAUUAUUUCGCCAACUAAAUUGACCUGCUUUUAUUUGGUUUAUUUAUUCCUAACCUGUUACCUUUGGUGACCAAUACCUGAUGAUCGUAAUCAAUUUUUUUCCACCAAAAAUAAGCAAACAAACUUAACUGAUUAAGUUGAAAUUGUUUAUCCUUCUUCAACUAAUAAACGAAGAAACUUUUCUUUACUUAUAUAAUUACA
Molecule: messenger RNA, 790 nt
Organism: Panonychus citri (citrus red mite)
Lineage: Eukaryota; Metazoa; Arthropoda; Arachnida; Trombidiformes; Tetranychidae
Product: cyclin-dependent kinase 2-associated protein 1-like
Exons: 1
Coding region: 153-587 (144 amino acids)
Cellular component (GO): nucleus; cytoplasm
Source: RefSeq, a predicted model, not a curated record